GAAGCACACAUGUAUUGAUAUAUACAAACAAAAUCCCUUUUCACAAACACAUACACACAGAGUAAAAAUAGCCGCCGGAGCAAAACCCUAACGAGAAGUAGUAAUAAUGGCGACAGUACCAGGGCAGCUGAUAUGGGAGAUCGUAAAGAGAAACAACUGUUUUCUCGUGAAGGAAUUUGGUAACAACACCCAAAGUGUUCAGUUCAGCAAAGAGCCCAACAAUCUCUACAAUCUCAACUCCUACAAACACUCUGGAUUGGCAAAUAAGAAGACAGUGACAAUCCAGCCGGCGGGUAAGGACCAGGCGGUGUUGCUUGCAACAUCUAAGACCAAGAAACAGGGAAAGCCUGCAAGUUUGCUUCACAAGUCUGUUAUGAAGAAGGAGUUUUACCGCAUGGCCAAGGCUGUAACUAACCAGGUGGUAAACAACUACUACAGGCCAGAUUUGAAGAAGGCUGCUCUUGCUAGAUUGAGUGCAGUGAACAGAAGCCUUAAGGUUUCAAAGUCUGGUGUGAAGAAGAAGAACAGACAGGCAGUUAGGAUCCAUGGUAGGAAGUGAAGCUGUGAUUUGCCUACCGUCUGAUAUUCAUCGUAUCACUUUCUAGCUGUUCCGUCUUGUUUGGCAAGUGUUUGGUUUUACGUGCGAGUAGUUAUAUGUUGCGCAACUGGAUUUGGUUAUAACUUUUGUUAGAGUACAAUUUUGAUGGUUUUGCAAAAUAUUGAUAUUAUAUGCACUGUUCACCUCCUA
Erigeron canadensis is the source of this 748-nucleotide messenger RNA. RefSeq names its product 60S ribosomal protein L28-2-like. Gene Ontology annotation, biological process: translation. NCBI's taxonomy places the organism in Eukaryota, Viridiplantae, Streptophyta, Magnoliopsida, Asterales, Asteraceae. Gene Ontology annotation, molecular function: structural constituent of ribosome. The record is from RefSeq and is a predicted model, not a curated record. The transcript is spliced from 4 exons. Gene Ontology annotation, cellular component: ribosome; cytosolic large ribosomal subunit. The coding region runs from base 107 to 559 and encodes 150 amino acids.